AUGGCGCCUUCAAAUUCCGCUCACAAUGGUGGUCGACCAUUUCCAGGACGACCCAACAAAUCCUUUUCAUUGGAUCGUUGUCAUGUCACUACCACUACCACCACGACAAGACCCUCUCUUCAUAUGUCAUCAUCAUCCACACCACCAACACUCUCAACAAGUGGUAGUAUGCUUCAUUCUCCCUAUCAUGUUCAAUAUUUUCAUCAUCAUCAUCAUGACGAUGAUCAUGAAUCACCUCUCAAACUCCUCGGUGCACAACAACCACAACAACCACAACAACAAAUUGUAUCACAACAACAACAUUCUUCGGGAUCAACAUUGGAUCAAACAAGUCCAACCUCUCAAGUGAUUCAAACCAAUGAUGAAGCAACUCAAUGUAAAUACAUACUCUCACAAUUAGGAUAUAUUCAUGAUGAUUAUAUUCAACACAUGUUACAACAACAUUCAUCCAAUCAAGUACUUGCAACAUCACCUUUUAACAAGCCAUCCACGUUACAACUAACAAGUAUUUUCAACAAACAACCAUUAUCACCUUCCAUAAGAUUAUCGAAUCAUUUGAAUACUUCAUUUCAUCAUCAACCAUUUCAAAAUAUUCAAAAUCAAUCACCAUAUACUAAUAAUCAUCACACUCCAUUUAAUAAUAAUCAUCACAGUCAAAUCUCUCCAUUUAAUAAUAAUAAUCACAUUCAAAAUUCUCCAUCUAAUGAAUUUAAAAAUCAAGUAUUGGCAUCACCUAUUAUCAUCAAAGGAUAUUAUAUUCGAUAUCAAUUAAUUAAGAAAUUGGUUGAAGAUUUUAUUCAUCAAAACAAACACAAUGACACUCUUCAAAUUAUUAAUUUAGGAAGUGGUUAUGAUACUUUAUACUUUUAUAUUAGAGAUUGUAAAUGGAACACAACAAGUGAUUCACAUGUUCUUGGUUCUUCAGGUCACAAUCCAUCCAUUAAAUAUUUAGAAUUGGAUUUUCCAAAAGUCAUUGAGAGCAAAAAGAGAAUACUUGAAACAUUGAAUAUUGAAUUUAUGAGUAGUAGUAUUCAUGAAAAAUCGAAACAUGUGUCGUCGUCGUCGUCGUCGUCGUCGUCAUGCAUGAACCGAAUCGAUCAAAUGGACCAUUCAAUGAAUAUCAACAACAACAACACGACGACGAUCAACACCACCAUCACUAGCCCUACCCAAAGCACUACCCAAACCCCUUGCCAAAGCACUACUACCCAAAGCACUACCCCCACCAAUACAUUUACCAAUAAUGAUACUACUACUACUACUACUACUACUACGACAUGGAUCCAUGAUCGUAAUAGUAGUAUUAUGAAUAAUACCAAUGAACCCAUUUCUAACCUUUCAUAUAUUUUAGAAUCAUGUGAUUUAUCGGAUAUUCAAUCUUUCAAGAAUAUUAUUCUACAAUAUUGUAACACCCAUGCACCAACUCUAUUCAUUAGUGAAGUAGCAAUGUGUUACAUGUCAAAGAAAGAUUCAUCUCUACUUUUAGAUACCAUUUAUUAUGAUUUAUUUAAAUCUUCAUUCAAUGUCAAGUUUAUUGUUUAUGAACCAGUGAUGGAUCAAAACAAUUCGUAUGGAAAACAAAUGUUGAAUAAUUUAUCAAAAAGAAAUUCACCUUUUAUAUCCAUUUCUAGUUCCUUAAAUGAACAAUAUGAAAGAUUUAAAAAGUAUUAUCAAGAAGAUAUAACCAAUACCACCACCACCACUACCACCACAUCAAAUACUGAUACUAGUACCACAUCCAAUACUGAUACUGAUACUAGUACCACAUCCAAUACUGAUACUGAUAGUACCACAUCCAAUACUGAUACUGAUACUAGUACCACAUCCAAUACUGAUACAAAUUUAUGUAUUCAUAUAGACACACUCUUCAAUAUUCAUAAUGAAAUGAUCAAAUUAGACAAGACUCUAUUCAACAUUCAUAAACGACAUCCCAUGUUUGAUGGCAUUGAGGAAUGGCAAAUGAUUUCACAAGUCUAUGCAUUUUUAUAUAUACGACGUCAGGAUGAUGAUGAUACUAACAAGAAUGAACCUUCUCUCAGUAUCACUUGUAGUAGUAGUAGUGGAAGUGGAAGUAGUAAUAAUAAUCAUCACAUUGGUCGUAAUACUACUACUACUCACACCAGUAAUAAUAUUACUAACAACAUGAGCAAUAACACGACUAGUCAUAACAACAUGGAUACGACUCACCAAUCAAUGACACACAAGAUUCAACUCUGUAACAUGAUUAAUUUAUUACACAGGAUGAACUGGAACGAUUCAUCACAAUAG
Naegleria lovaniensis is the source of this 2268-nucleotide messenger RNA. RefSeq lists its product as uncharacterized. The transcript has a single exon. Gene Ontology annotation, biological process: methylation. Gene Ontology annotation, molecular function: methyltransferase activity. Lineage: Eukaryota; Heterolobosea; Eutetramitea; Acrasida; Naegleriidae. Bases 1 to 2268 code for a protein of 755 amino acids. The record is from RefSeq and is a predicted model, not a curated record.